Clonostachys byssicola is the source of this 519-nucleotide messenger RNA. The record is from the annotation of a GenBank genome assembly. NCBI's taxonomy places the organism in Eukaryota, Fungi, Ascomycota, Sordariomycetes, Hypocreales, Bionectriaceae.
AUGUCAGCACAACAGUUCGUCAAAGUUGGCACCUCUGCCCUCAUCUUCAAUGCAAAGAACCCGGACGAGUUCCUCAUCGGCUGGCGCAUAAGUAAAAGCCAUGGCACAAAGUAUACGCUGACUUUGGAAAUCACAUCAGAUUCAUGGCAAUUGCCAGGCGGCCACUUAGACGUAGGAGAGGAGGUCGCGGACGGCGCCGUCAGAGAGGCCACUGAGGAGACCGGCCUCAACGUCAAGGCCCUCGGAGAGAUUGAAUGUACCAACGACAUCUUUAAGAACGAGGACCCAGUUAAGCACUACACCACGCACCAUGUCGCCUGCGAGAUGAUUGAGGCGGAUGCCGUGCCGCGGGUCACAGAGCCCGACAAGUGUGCAGAAUGGAGGUGGGUGACUCGGGAAGGACUCGAGAAGCGCCAGAUGAAUGGCGAGAAACUCUUUCUGCCUCUAGAGAACCUGCUGAAGAAAACGGCUGGAACCAACAAACUAAGAAAUCCCAGAGUGAGUUCGGAGGAGGCGUGA